AUGGACUGGCUUGAAGUCAUAACGACCACCACGCAGGACUUGUCAGACGGGAGUGCAGAUUGCUGGAAUCGGGUUAGAAAGCUCGCGGAUGACUCAUACAAGACUUGGACGCAGGCAACACCAGUGGAGAAGUUGAGCAUAUCCCCACCAAGAGAUGAGGAGCUGGAGUCUGGGAAGUGGAGCCGUGUGAACUCGCGCGGGGCAUCAAUGGUGACGGCGCUCCACGAUUCGGUGAGGCAAGAGAUGGUCCAGCGAAGAUCGACGAGAUCGGUGACGGCCCUGAUCUUCAGGCUGCUCACAAUCUACCAGCCGGGCGGCCAGCAAGAGAAGGUGACCAUCUUGAAGAACCUGCAGCACCCAGAGCAGGCACCAGAUGCCCAAGGCGCGGUAAAGGCGUUGAGAUCGUGGUCCAGAUGGUUGCGAAGGUGUAAAGAACUCGGUGUAGCGGCACCAGACCCAUCGUUGCUGACGUGUGGCCUCACAACAAUAACCAAGAAAGUCUUGGAGAAGGAGGCUGAGGCGAACUUCAGAACGAGCUUAGUAAGAUCACACCUCAUGGUGGACACAACCCCCUCCUACGACACAAUGGAGAAGUACUACCAUCACCUCCUGGCAGAGUGUGAGACGAUUAUAGCCUCUGAAACCAGAGAAGACUGCCACUACUGCGCCAACCACAGCUGCGCCGACGACUUCCCCAACUUCAAGGUCUUCUUCACAGUCAACGACAAAGUGUCCCUUCUUACACUCGUGGGAUGGUUUGGAGAAAACCGGGCGGUGUCUGGCAUGCGGGGGAAAGAACCACUCUGCGAAGGACAGGAUGCAGUUGACCUGAAAGAGGUGUUGGCGGAUGUUGGGAAAAUGUUGAAGGCUAUGUCGGCUACCUCUCUCAAAACCAUCAAGGUGAACCCUGGCAGGGAUGAGGAGGAGAACGACUUGGCAAUGAAGCGGGUUUUCCAGGAGGAAGAGAAGGAAGAUGGGGAUACUGGUCUCCUUGAUAGCGGUGCAAGUCAUCCAAUGAGACCGGCAGCCGAGGCCGAGUACGCGUGCGGGCAGAACUCCAGUGGCACGAUCUUGGUCCAGGAGGAGGAGGCAAAGAUACAGCCAAUAGUGCCUCUUGGGGCAGUGAUUGAGACGUUGGGAUAUACCCUUCACUGGACGCCGAGGAACCUCCGUCUUACCCAUCCAAGCAAGAAGACCGUACAAGUGAAGAUCAGAAACCAUUGUCCUGAGGCCCUGAACUUGAUCAGGGAGCUCGAGGUUGCCCAGGUGAAUGAGCUGAACACCAGAGUCGCGAACUUGAAGGCCCGAUUGGAAGUGAUUCGUAAGGAGGAGACCAAGGAUUGGACCGAGCUUCUCAAGGAUUUUCGAGAACAGGCCAUCCUUACCUCCCCGAUCACGAAAGGCCUCCCUUCGGAUGUUCAGUCUCUUCUUCUGGAAGGAUUCGAUCCUCAUGGUGGAGAGAAAUACCUGAAAGCUCUACCUUUAUCCAGGCGAAAGAGGAGGGCUCUCAUGUGCUCCCGGAGCUGGGUUGUGAACUGUUUUUCGGGAUCCAACGAGGACAAGCAAGACCCCUUUGAGACAAUCCCCAUGGCCGGCAAGGUUGUUCUGGACAUUGACAUCGCAAAGUCCAGGCAUUGGGAUUUCCACGGAGAGGGAGGAGUGUACCAGCUUCUCCUCUGGGCAGCAGCAGAUGGACGGAUCAGUGAUGUGAUUGGGUCUCACCCACACAGUACCUGGCCAACCUUCAUGACGCCAACCCGGGGACCAGAGUCCUACGCGUUGAGGACGGCCGACAACAUCUACGGCAUCAAGGACCUCACGGCGACCCAGCGGCAACGGGUGGAUAAUGAGACGGCUUUCGCUGCAAAGCAAAUGGUGGUUUGGUUGAUAGCCCAGAUGUGUGGAAAGAGGGAAGAAUGCGGGAGAAUUUCGUUCUACAUGGGUGCCUUCGAGCACAAAGCCAAGAGGCCUACUACUUUGGCCACUACUUACCCGUCUGUCAACCAGAUCGACAAGAACUACGACUUCAGUGAUAAGUGUGUCCCUUCUUCUCUGUUGAGCCGCAAAGAAAUGAGGAAAUGGUCAAGGCCGUUCAAGACCUUCGUCGCAGAGGCAGUCAAGGACCACCACACCGGGCGGUUCCAGGAUGAGGAGGAGAUGAUCAGAGCGGGAGCAAAAUUGCAUAAGCUGACAAAAGAACAGCGCGAAGCAUGGCACCGACAUCUACUGAACGACCACCAGCCCUACAGAGCGGACUGUUCGGUUUGCAUCAAUGCCCAGGCCACUGGAUAUCAACAUAGAAGGCGUCCUCAUCCAUCUAUUUACACCCUCGGGCUGGAUCUAGCAGGACAUUUUCGACAGAAAGGAAGGGAUAUGGACCACGAGGAUUACAAGUACAUCAUUGUGGCAGCCUACCGUUGUCCGAAGGAGUACAUUUACAUGAAUGAAAAGGUCGCAGACUUUUUGGACAAGGACCUCUCUGUGCCAGAUGAACCCGAGAAAACUGGCUGA
Messenger RNA from Symbiodinium sp. CCMP2456, 2511 nucleotides. The record is from the annotation of a GenBank genome assembly. Lineage: Eukaryota; Dinophyceae; Suessiales; Symbiodiniaceae.